AUGGAGUCGGCGGCCGACAUGCUCGCGCAUGUUUCGCACGGAGGCUAUGUCUUCCAGCAGCCGAGCCGCCCGCCGUCAGAGAACUGCAUGCCCAUCCGUGGCAACAAGCACGGCCACUCGACAGCCUCGUCCCGCCUCAAGCCCCCGCAGCGGGAGCACCGCGUCAUCCGCGAGCGCGUGUCAGCCGGUACUAUCCGCUCUUCACGGCUCGGCUUCACCUCUGCCAAAAAGUUCGGGGCGCCAAUGCGGCUACGGCGGGAGCGGCGCUCGGUGGCCGAGCCGUCGCCGGUUGAGCUGGCCAAGGCUGCACUGGCCGCCAAGGAAAGCGGCAGGCUUCCGCCACGUCCCUCGUCGCCCAUUCGGUCGACCAAGCUCGGAUCGACUGAUGCCGGCGCCCGCCUCACCGGGCGCGACUCGCAGGCGCUCGGCACCUCGCUCGGCGCUGACAGCGAUGCCGCGGCGGCAGUCGCGCCCUCCCCCGCGCGCGAUGCCGUCGGCCAUGGUGUCAUCCGCUCGUUCAAAGAGGGCCAGACCACUGCCUCGCCGCUGGCGGUUGGCUCCAAGACCGCAGGCGCCAAUGCCGAUGGCAACCCGGCCGGCGAGCCCGACUUUGCCGAAGUCGGCGUCAUCCGCUCGCGCUCGUUCGGCCUCACCACGGCGUCGAUCGACACCCACCACGCACGCGAUGUAUACUCGGAGCCCGAUCCCAAUGCUCCCAAGACUCAGGCGCUGGCCACCGGCGUCAUCCGCUCGCUCGAGCCCGGCCAUACAUCGGCAACCGCCCGCCUCCGCGACGAGUUGCACGCCGGCAUCAAUGCGUACAAGCUCCAAAAGGCCGAGGAGGAGCUGGACUCGCUUCUAGUCCGCGAUGCCCCGUCGCCGCCCAAGUACUCUUUCAUCCGCUCGUCCAUUCUCGGAGGGACCAAUGCCACGACCCGGGUCCGCGACGCCGACGCGCCCGACAACGAGGAUAAGAUACAGGCAUUCCGCCAGCGCGACAACAUUGAUGCCUCCGAGGGCCUGACCAUCUACGCCUCGGGCAAAAAGGGCUACACCACCCGCUCUAUUCGCAAGCACGAGUCUCCCAGCGCCGAAAUGGUUAAGGAUCUCAUCACCUCGCGCCCGGCCAAGGUCGGCUGGUCUCCCGCAACCAUCCGCAUGUCUGCCCUCGCCGGCCGCAACACCGCUACGUUUGCCUCGCGCAGGCCGCCCCCUCCCGCCCACGAAGCGGUCUACCCGGACAAGCCGCUCACCACCCGCGACCCGUCGGUCCGCAUCGUCGGCUACAGCUCGCAUGGCGGUAUCUCGACUCCGGUCAUCGAGCGCAAGACCGCGCCAUCGGUUGCAGGCGACUCGUCCGUCGUCCCCGUACCCGCCGAGGCGUCUUCCGAUGCCACACCGGUUCCUGGCGCCACCCGCGCCUCGGCUUCGAGCUCGCGUCCACUCGCCAAGCAGCUCGAAUUCGACGUCUCCACCACUCCGUCGGCUCGCAAGGGCCGCGCCGCCUCACAGCGUCUGUUCGCGCGAGGCACCGUCGCCUCCAACCACAAGGGCAAGCGAGUUCGCAUCGUCACUCCCAAGCGCAAGGCUCCGCGUCCGUCGCGGCGUGCUGCUGCGGCCGCCGCCUCUUCCACUGCGGCACCCACGCCAUCGCCCGGCGCCGCCGCACGCCGCCGCACGCCUGCACCUGCGCCUGCCCGCCCGCGCCCGUCAUCGGCCACACCUGCGCCUGCAUCUGCGCCCGCCUCUGCCCGCGUUGCCGCCGCCCAGGUCUUGGCCUGAGAGCAUCCUCUCCCAUCGCACGCCUGCAGCACUGGCCCCCACUUGGACUUCCUUGAUUGAACUCCCUCCCCCC
Messenger RNA from Thecamonas trahens ATCC 50062, 1855 nucleotides. RefSeq lists its product as uncharacterized. The record is from RefSeq and is a predicted model, not a curated record. The coding region runs from base 1 to 1782 and encodes 593 amino acids. NCBI's taxonomy places the organism in Eukaryota, Apusomonadida, Apusomonadidae. The transcript is spliced from 2 exons.